AUGGGCAGUUACAGCCUCGUGCCCUCCACCCAGUUGGUUCCGAUGGAGCGGGCGGGUCGGCGGCCGGAGAGGACGAUGAAGCGGAACUCCCGGAGUUGUGCGGCGCGCGCCGCGCCUGGCGCCGCCCCCGCCCCGCCUCGAUGGGACUGCAGCAUCAUGUCUGAUGAGUCGCUUAAAGAAAGUUCCGAGCCCAACCCGGAUGAGUUUAUACAGCAUUGCUUUAAACGCUUCAAGUACAGAGAGAAGCAUCCAAAUGCUUUCAUGAAACUGAAACCAAGUCGAUUUGGCCCAGCGGCACCCAGACGUCGCAUUCUUAUCGCCCCACCUAUGCAAGGGACGUCUCUUCCCAGUGCCAGACUACUCUCACCUGAACCCGUGGGUCAAAAGCAGGAAACGUUCCCUGCCAAAGAACAUCUUAAGGAAGUUGCUAAAAUUCCUACAGAGGGAGAUGAAAUGAAAGAACUGUCAGCUUGGAUUGAGGAGAGGAAGAAAUUGCAGAAUCUACUGAACAAAUGUGAAGAUGUUGAGUCGUGGCUGCUGGGGAAAGAAUCCCACAGUGAACAGGAAGCCAGCAUCCUGAGAAAAAUAAGGGAGCCCAGAGAAGUGAAGAAGGCCCAGAUGAAAGUCCAGUUAACUGCUGCCAGCAGCGUUGAGCCACUGUCAGCAAAAAAGCCAAAGAAAACCCUCCCUCUCAUCGCAGCUCCCUAUCCAGAGUCUCUCAUUACCCUGCAAAAUCUUCUGCGUGAUCAUAAAUCCAGGCUUGUGGAUAUAUUCAACAAAGAAGAUCGUACCAAGACCAUGAAGUUCAAAAGAGCAGACUUCAUCAGAAUCAUUGAAAGGACCAAGGUGCCUAUCAGUAAAAAUGACCUGGAGGAUGCGGUCAUCUACCUCACUUCCACAAAGAAAGGGAAUUACAUAACCAACAGUGAUCUGGUCGAGUGUCAGAAAAUAUGGCUGGAGUACCUAAGGGAGCAAUGGAGACAGACCAAAGAAGCCAAACCAGGUGGGGUGGGGGAAAGAGUGUGCCCACCCGCCAACCAAAAAGUUGGUCUCAUGACUCCAAAGAGGCUUCAAUCAAGUUGUAGCAAGUCUAAACUUGGACCGUCUCAGAAAGCUAAAUCAAACUACUUGGAGGUUCCUCCCAUCAACACGGAACCGGACCGGAUGCAUCUAAGUUAUACUAAAAUGGAAGAGGUUGGGAAGAGAUACAGAGAAGUGAGACGGCGCCUAAAGAGGAAGACCAACCCCUUAGAGUGGGCAGAAAAGUGUCGCGUGGUGAAGACAGGAGACCAGGCUGUGGAUGGUCAUUGCAUGAUGAGCACUAUUGAGGGUGACAUGGGAGAACUGGUGGACCAUCAUCGGAUGGCUUGCCACCUUGUCUGGUUUCAGUGCGUCAAGCUUUGUGAACAAUAUGGAGUUCCGCUUAGUGAAAAACUGCUGAAAAGAGCUCUUCUUUACCCAGGGGAUAAAUUAUUAAAUUAUAAGGGUACCAGACAAAAGUUAAGACAACCAGGAGGUUAUUAUGAAGCUUACAAACAACAAGAAUCUUCAAGUAGUUCAAGGAGUAGAUCAAGGAGUAAAUCGCGAGAGAAGUCAAAAAGCCCUCCCAAGGAAAAAAGGCGGGCGAGGCAGCGACGGAUGGAAGAGCGAGUGCCUCAGGAAAAGUCCAUGCGGGGACGAUGGAGGUCCUACAGAGAGUUUAGGAACCUAAUGAGAGGACACUCAAAAAGGCUGCGGCUUGCUGCACAAAAUCUUUUAAAUGAAAAGUCCUGUCGCAAAUUAACUGAGCAGUCACAAAGAGAGUUUAAAAACCUAUUCAUGGAAAGGGAGUUGAGAAAAAUGUUUGACUUCCUCAAUCCCAAGACAGACGCCAACAGCUUCUGGCCAGGACAUCUUCUAGACAAACUGCGUCUGUACCUACCCCAGAUGGAACAUGAUGAAGGAGAAGCUCUGUUCAGCCAUGUUUCUCGUACACGCCCUGCAUAUUCGAGCACUUACCAUCCUAACCGCAGCUGGCCAAUCAGUGAGCAGACGUUUGUGACCUAUGGCGAUCCAGAUUCCCGAAAGGAUUACUAUUAUAUUUGA
This is a messenger RNA of Euleptes europaea (tarantolino), 2085 nucleotides long. It is a transcript of the gene EFCAB12, whose product is annotated as EF-hand calcium binding domain 12. The transcript is spliced from 12 exons. Bases 1 to 2085 code for a protein of 694 amino acids. Lineage: Eukaryota; Metazoa; Chordata; Lepidosauria; Squamata; Sphaerodactylidae. The record is from RefSeq and is a predicted model, not a curated record.